Rosa rugosa (rugosa rose) is the source of this 1389-nucleotide messenger RNA. RefSeq lists its product as uncharacterized. The transcript has a single exon. Gene Ontology annotation, molecular function: catalytic activity. The record is from RefSeq and is a predicted model, not a curated record. The coding region runs from base 1 to 1389 and encodes 462 amino acids. Lineage: Eukaryota; Viridiplantae; Streptophyta; Magnoliopsida; Rosales; Rosaceae.
AUGAAUGUGUUAUACUGGAAUGCCUGUGGUCUUGCGAACGCAGACACACAACGGGCCUUAAAGAAGCUGGUACGUGAAAAUAAUCCUUUAGUUGUAUGUCUUUCGGAACCUUUUGUAUCACCUGAUGCCAUUCCAUUUUCAUUUUGGCGUACUUUAAAUUUACACAUGUUUGCUACUAAUAACCGGGGUGAACAAGACCCCAAUCUUUGGUUCCUUUGUCAUGUAGAUCUCAAGCCUAUUCUUUUGUCCUCCACGGAUCAACAAAUUACUGUGUCAUGUUCACUUGAUGGAGUUCAAUGUUGUAUUACUGCAGUCUAUGCAAAAACAACCAUCAGGGGACGCCGUCAACUUUGGCAUGACCUUAACAUUAUUCAUUCCUCUCAGGCUCAUAACCCUUGGUUGGUAUUGGGUGACUUUAAUUGUGUUCUUGGAGCACAUGAGAAGCGAGGGGGAAACAUUCCCAGUGCAACUGCCUGUAGAGAGUUCCAACAGAUGUGCACUGCUUGUGAGCUCUUGAAUAUAGACACAAAAGGGCUAUUUUUCACAUGGUCUAAUCGGAGAACAGAUAUUCGUCUAGAUAGAGCCCUCGGUAAUGCAGAAUGGUUUGAUGCUUGGAAUAAUUUUGAGUGCCGUUCUCUCACAAAAGCUUCAUCUGAUCAUUGCCCUAUAAUGGUCUCUUGUUCUAGAAUUCCUCACUUGGUGCGACCUCUCUUCAGAUUUCAGAAUAUGUGGCUUCAACAUCCAGACUUUCUCCAUCUAGUUAGAGAAUUUUGGGAGAACUCAACCUAUCAUGGGUGCCCAAUGUUUAUUUUGUCUGCCAAGCUUAGAGCCCUUAAAGUAGUAUUGAGGCAAUGGAAUGCCUCCCAUUUUGGAGAUAUUAACAACCGUGUGCAUUUGGCAAAGGUAGAGCUAGAUGGUAUUCAGCAAGACAUCUCUUCUUUAGGCCCAUCAGAGGAACGUUAUAGGCAAGAAGAUAAGGCACAUGCAGAUUAUCAAUUGGCCCUUUCCAUGCAAGAUUCUUUUCUCCGUAGUAAGUCGCGUGUCCGUUGGCUUGUUGAUGGGGACAGAAAUACUUCAUUUUUGCACAACAUGGUGAAGAUUCGGAAGGUUCAUAGGUCAAUGGCAACGAUUAAAGUUGGCUCACAGGUUUUGCAAUCUCAUGACCAGAUUGCUUCUCAUGUAGUCCAACACUUCAGUUCAUUGUUUACUAAAGAUGAGAGUAUUACGAACACAGGCUUGGUUGAGCGUGUUAUUCCAGCAUUGGUCACUGAGGAGGAAAACUUGAUGCUUGCAGCAAGCCCUUCUAUAGAGGAGAUACGCGGGGCGGUUAUGGGCAUGGAUGGUUUUAGUGCUCCAGGUCCAGAUGGUUUUGGUGGUUCAUUUUUUUAG